UUCUCAUCUCUUUAUCUCAAACGAAAAAAAAAAAAAAAAUUAAAGAACCCCUGUGAGCUCUCUGUCUAAUCAAGUUAAUGGAGUUCUUUAACAAGGCAAAAACAGUAAGACUCAGGAGCUACCAUGACAAGUUCUUAGUUGCAGAUGAAGAUGAAGAAACAGUCCGGCAAGACCACGAUGGAUCCCCAUCUAAAGCCUGUUGGACCAUUGAGUUCGUUCAAAGCAAUUCCCACCUCAUCAGACUAAAAAGUUCAUAUGGCAAGUAUCUUUCAGCCUCAAAUGAGUCAUUUCUACUAGGCUUGACAGGAAAAAAAGUUAUGCAGAUCAUAUCAGCAACAAAGAAAGAUAUUACGAUCGAUUGGGAGCCGAGAACAGAAGGGUUUCACGUGAAGUUAAGGACAAGAGCCGGCACGUUUCUGCGUGCUAAUGGAGGAACCCCGCCGUGGAGGAACUCGGUAACUCAUGACGUUCCACAUAGGUCUGCUACACAAGAUUGGGUGCUUUGGAAGGUGGAUAUACUAGGAUUUGAUUCAAUACCUGGUUACUUAUCCUCUGCAUCGAGUGUUUCGUCUUCGUUUUCAUCGGAUUUUGCUGGUUCAGAGUGUUCGGAGACUGAGUCUCAGUCGGUGUAUUCUGUGUGUAGUGACAGAAAUGCAUUGGAAGAAGAGAAUAAUUAUGCUAUGGAGCUUUUCCAAGAAGCCAAAGUGAUCCGGCUUCGAAGCCACCAUGACAAGUUCCUAUUGGCAGAUGAUGAUCAAGAAUGUGUGAGCCAAGAUCGAAAUGGAGAAGUCAAGAAUGCAAGAUGGACGGUGGAGAUCGUCGAAAAGGCCAAUGUUGUGCGUUUGAAAAGUUAUUAUGGGAAGUAUCUAACAGCCUCCAACAUGCCAUUCCUGCUAGGGAUGACAGGCAAGAAAGUCCUGCAAAGCUUGCCAAGAAGAUUGGAUUCUUCUCUGGAAUGGCAGCCUAUUAGAGAAGGAGACCUAAUCAAGCUCAAGACUCGUUAUGGACAAUAUUUACGUGCAAAUGCAGGUCUACCACCUUGGAGGAAUCACAUUACUCAUGAUAUUCCUCGUAGAAGUUCAACCCAAGAUUGGAUUUUGUGGGAUAUUGAUAUUGUAGAGAUAAGGAGAACAGAUCCACCACCGCAAACCGCCACUAAUCGAGUUGAUCAACGACUGUAUUCUCAGAGACCACAGCUUAGUAAUCAAGCUGAGGUUGCACCUUCUAAGCCGGGUUCGCCCACUGCAAUAUGGCGUACACCACCUAGCUUUUCAAGAUCAGAGCUUUUCUAUUUGCAGUCUGAUGAUUCAUUUGUGGGCGUACCAAUGAAAAACGAAGGCAGGCUCAUCCAUUACAGUGUGGCCAACGAAAAUGGUGAUUUUGACGUCAAUAAGAAGCUUUCCUUUACUUUCAAGGGAACUGAGGUGGAAGAAUUGAAGCAAAGGUUGAAGGAAGAAACAAGGCUAGAUGAUAUCCUGGUGUGUUCUCGAAAUCCAUUGAAUGGGAAACAUUACCCUCUUCGGUUAAAUCUUCCUCCAAACAAUGCAGAGAUGAUUAUUGUUGUGCUUCCCUCAUCAGGGAAAGAUGGAGAAUGGAAAGAAGAGCAUGGCCGUUUUGGUUGGAUGUAAUUACCCAAACACCAACAACGAGUUGCAUGGUUGCAUUAAUGAUGUCUUAGCCAUGAGAGAUGUGCUUAUCAACCGAUUUGGGUUGGACCCUAG
Messenger RNA from Hevea brasiliensis (rubber tree), 1721 nucleotides. RefSeq lists its product as uncharacterized. The coding region runs from base 78 to 1628 and encodes 516 amino acids. The record is from RefSeq and is a predicted model, not a curated record. NCBI's taxonomy places the organism in Eukaryota, Viridiplantae, Streptophyta, Magnoliopsida, Malpighiales, Euphorbiaceae. The transcript is spliced from 3 exons.